ACAGUUUUGCGAUUUCAACGGAAAACUGCGAAACAAAAUCCUGUGAGCAGAAAUUGCGAAACUAUUGUGACAGUUGUUUGGUGCGUAAAUGUUGACCAAUGUUAGUGACACUGUUAGCCAUCAUCCUUUGUUGAUAAGAGAAGUGCAAUUGCCUGUGAUCGUGCAAUGGAUAAUCCCAGCUAUGGAUCGGCGCACAUGUCAUCGCCUGCAUUAGUCGUGUUCUCCCAGGCAGCGAAUGGAUUAAGUGACGCACUACGCAUUCAGAGACCAUUCAAUUCCCAUCUCCCGGACGCCAAAGACCUGCACCAUCUUUCGCUAAUGAGUGGCUACGGCGCCCAUCUGCUGCACGGUUUCCAGCCACACUUCCUGCACCCGCUAAACCCAGCCGUAUCGACAGCCAACGGUACGAGCCCCUUCGGUGGAGGGGGAGCAUUUGUGAAACCGUUCCCUUCGAAUCUACCGCUUCCGUCGGCCUUCGCACCGCCCAAAUGUCUCGGAUUUGGCAUCGACCAAAAUAUCUUUUCAAAGGGGCUGCUGUUCGGUAGUAGUACCGGUUCGGAGUCAUUCCGGACGUCGGAUUCGUCGAGUCCAGCAUGUGCAUCGUUAUCUCCACCAACCAAGGAUGAAUCGAUGGAAGGACAAACCAGUGAAGAAGGAGAUCGAGAUCGGAUAUGCAGUCCGGAACGAAGUCCGGAAACACCUGGCUUCAGACAACUACUGUCCCUGUUUGGACCCAAGAACCAAUUUUUGUCUUAUCUAGACGAUCAGAACAAGACAAUCAGAAGAAUCGGUCCCCCAAAGAAAUCCUUCGUAGGAACGCCUCCACCCAAUUCCUGCCCUAUCUGUGGUAUCCAGCUUGCACCAAGUGACCUAGAGACCCAUUUCUCGGCCGAACUGACACGACUCACCAAAAUGAGCUCAGCAGCGGAACGCCUGGAACUGCGGCGAACCCUGAGUGUCGAUAUGCACGCGAUGCAAAAUACCCUUCAGGGGCGCACCAGCCGGUGGGAAACGUUCAAAAAUAUUCGCAACAAGCGUCAGGAUCGCCUCCGGGGUAAAUUGCGGAAGCGGAAAUUUGACGGCGAAGAUGGAUUCGGCAUCCAACUGGGGAACCUCAACUGUCAGUCCUGUCCGGUGUGUCAUGGACGGCUACAGAGGACGCAGGAGGAAAUUGCACAGCACAUCGAGGAAUGUGUUAGGAAGGUUAGUCAACAGCAUCAGCACCAACAGCAACAACAGCACCAACAUCAGCAGAGCAAUCAAUCUUCGGCUCAGGACGAAGAUGAAACUGUUGACGUGGAAAGCUACGGUGACGAAACGUCGAAUGGAGCUAUCAAUAUGACCUCUAAUGUGAUUCAUCACACUAACAGUAGUCAUCACAAUAACAAUAAUAACAACAAUCCGCCAAUGAAGUCCGAUCCUCCGAUGACCAAGAUUCCUCCAAUGGAAGAAAGUGCCAUCACUUCGCUUAGUUCAAUUGUACCGCAUUGGGAUAGGAAAAAUCGGUUAAACUUACCCCUCAACUGUACGGCCACCUCCGACAACUCGAUCACCCGAGUGACUCCAACUAGCAGCGAUCAGCGAAUCGACGUCGAUUACGAACAGGAUCACGACCACAGCCAGGACAUGGUCACCAACCACGACGAGGAAGUUAUCGUAGACAAUACGGACGAUGAGGAAUGUAUCAAGCGACCCCGACAAACGACGCUGACUUCGCUGGGUAGUCACCCCAGCAACGGAAACCCCGGUAUGGGUGCACCUCGUGAUGAUAAGAAUAGCACCGAAGAGGCCACCUCGUCGGUGGAGAUCGACUCCGCCACGGAUUCGAUGCCAAUCCGGACGGCUGGAACUACGCCCAAUUCCGAUUCGUACGUCAGCACGUCGGAACCGACGGAACCCUCGUCCAAGGCACAGGUUCUCGAGGAGCUAAAAGCCCGAAUACGAGAACUGGAAGGCUCACCGCACUACAAAUGUUUCAUAUGUAAGGAAAAAUGUAAGGCAUUGGUCAUAUCGAAAAUCUGCGGUCACUAUCUUUGCGAGGAAUGUUGGAUCACUGAGACGGAAUCCUCCAAAUCUUGCCCACGUUGCAAGAUCAUUACCGCCAAUUCGGAUUUUAGGAAAAUUCAUGCAUAAAGCUGAAACAGCCGUUUAUUUAUUGUUUCCGCCUUCUUUCUAUUUAUUUUUCAUAGCCCUAGAACUUGUAACGACCCUUUAGCCUACAUAUGUAUGAUAAUAAAUCGAAUGUUGUAAACUUUAAACUAUUCAAACCAGAGCUCUCUCACAGAAAAAAAAAACUUUUUGAAUCGUCUAUCUGAAGGUGGAUAUCUAAGGCAUAAGAAUUAUCAUCUUUCAAAUUCUGCAAAAGGCUAUAAAUAGAGAAAUAAAAAUGUGCAAUAAAUGUUUAAUUCGAUCACAAGGUGAACUUUUGCCGGCAUAAAAUCAAUCGAUCAGAUAUACUCGACAUUAAGUGUAAAACAAUAAAAAUUCUGCCCAGUGAUAGAAACCAGCAAGAUUUGUGGGAUAUCAAUCACUUUAUAAAAGUACACACAUAAGCGAACCAGACAAAUGAACAAGGCUUAAUUGUUAUUUCGAUAUAUGAAUAGAUAAUCAUGGAAAGCUACUCUAGCUGAAGUAAGUGCAAACCCAUGCUGUUGUGUAAAUAGCCAUAAUGAAAAUUGAAUCUUAAGAUAAAUUAUUACAGCAAACAUAGUUUAAUGAUACUCCUUCCACUGGUAAGACAAAUAUUUUCGCAUUGAAACAACUAGAAAGGAUGUCAAAGAAGAAGAAGAACAAAAAACCAUUCAACCAAAAAAGCGGAAGAGGCAAAAAUUCAAUUGUUUAUGUCAAAUUCAUACAGUAAUAAAGCUAAAAUUCUCAACUGAUGAUCAAUAAAAGCUAUGAUUGAAAA
Messenger RNA from Ochlerotatus camptorhynchus, 2908 nucleotides. RefSeq names its product teyrha-meyrha (gene tey). Gene Ontology annotation, molecular function: ubiquitin protein ligase activity. Gene Ontology annotation, biological process: protein ubiquitination. The record is from RefSeq and is a predicted model, not a curated record. Bases 166 to 2133 code for a protein of 655 amino acids. NCBI's taxonomy places the organism in Eukaryota, Metazoa, Arthropoda, Insecta, Diptera, Culicidae. The transcript has 11 exons.